AUGGAGACGGUGCACAAGAAAUUGUUAGCUGAAUGGAAUAAGGAGCCUAAGGUCUUGACUGCAGUUAAUAGUGCACUAAAACAAGUUAAGAAAAUGAUGGAGAAUCCAGAAACGCUGAGAGACUUAAGCAGUGCUGCGCUACAUAUUAUACAUCGAGAUGUUUAUGAAAUUGAUGCCCUCUAUGCGGUGCUUCAAUCGGAUCUCAAAGCUUUUCAUGAAGCGAUCAGUGUUGUGAUGAAUUUUUACGAUUGUUACAGGUCAAAUGAAGAGUCACCAAAUAAGUUCCUAAUGAUUGGUUUGAAUUUGAUGUACUUUUUAACUACCAAUCAACAUGCACAAUUCCAUAUGUUGUUGGAACAGAUCGACCAAAAUGUUCAACAGAACAAUCCAUAUAUCACAACACCGGUAAAAUUGGAACAGUCACUCAUGGAGGGUGUUUAUAAUAAGGUUGUUCUUACAGAGAAAAACAUCCCCAGUCCGUAUUAUGCUCUUUUUAUCCGUAUAUCUAUGGAUACAGUACGAGAUGAGAUAGCUUCAUGCAUCGAGUGUUCCUUCAAAAAAGUUUCACAGAAAGAUGCUGCGCAGUUGCUUCUUUUCAACAAUGUCAGUGAAGUCAUUCCCUUUGCAAAGAAGCGCUCCUGGAAAAGUUUGGACAACACGUAUAUUUUCGAACAGGGAUUGUCUGGGCCGCUUCCUAAAGAACAGCUGGAUACCAAAAGAAUUGCAAAACAAACAAUAUUCUACGCGAAGCAACUUGAAAUGAUCGUGUAA
Messenger RNA from Brugia malayi, 771 nucleotides. RefSeq lists its product as uncharacterized. Gene Ontology annotation, biological process: proteasome-mediated ubiquitin-dependent protein catabolic process. Lineage: Eukaryota; Metazoa; Nematoda; Chromadorea; Rhabditida; Onchocercidae. The transcript is spliced from 9 exons. The coding region runs from base 1 to 771 and encodes 256 amino acids. The record is from RefSeq and is a predicted model, not a curated record. Gene Ontology annotation, cellular component: proteasome regulatory particle; cytosol; nucleus.